AUGAAGGCCAUCGUGACUCUGGGUAACGGGCACUUCGAACUGAAGGACGUACAGACACCACGCGCCUCGGCCGGUGAAAUGCUAGUGAAAGUCGCUGCAACUGCUCAAAAUCCCGUGGAUUGGAAAACCGCUCUCCUGCACAAGAAGCCUGAAAACAUCCUAGGUUGUGACUUCGCGGGCACUGUGGUUGAAGUCGGUCCGGAGGUUCCUGAAACUUUGCGACACAAGGGCGAACGCGUGGCUGGAUGCAUACAGGGCGGCGUAGCACCGAACGGCGCGUUCGCGGAAUACGUGGUAAUGGAGGCUGCCCUCGCCAUAUCGCUGCCCGACUCGGUGACAUUCGAAGAAGGGGCGCAGCUGGGUAUAGCAUGCUUCACAAGCUGUCUCGCCCUGUACCGAUGCCUCAAGCUUCCUACGCCCGACUGCCCUGCCACGGAGCCGAUUCCUAUGCUCAUCUGGUCGGGCACGUCUGCGACAGGGCAGUAUGCCAUUCAGUUUGCGAAGCUGAGUGGCCUGCGAGUCAUCACGACGGCGUCGCCCAAACACUUCGACCUCGUCAGGUCUCUCGGGGCGGACGAGGUGUAUGACUACGCCGACUCUAAGACCCCCAGGAAGAUCUUCGCGGCCACUGGAGGCACUCUUCGGCACGCCAUGGAUUGUAUCAGUCAAGACAGGACACCGAACCAGGUUAGCACAUCGCUAAGCAAGGAGGGCGGCAAUAUCGCAACUCUUCUGCCCUACGUCAGCAGGUCGAAAGGAGUUCAGACCCAGCUCAUUCUCGCCUACACUAUCUUAGGGAAGGAAAUAACUUUCCCCUUUGCGCAUCCUGCUGUCGAGGAGGAUCAUCAAAGUGCUGUGGAGUACGCGCAGUUGAUCUCGAAACUCCUAUCGCAGGGGAAAAUCAAGCACACACGAAUCAAUUUGUUCCCCCACGGACUGCAGAGCGUCAAGGAUGGCUUCGAAUACAUGGGAGCAGGCAAGGUCCAUGCGGAAAAGAUCACGUACCGGAUCUCAGACACUCCGGGCGUGGAUUCCUGA
Molecule: messenger RNA, 1038 nt
Organism: Rhodofomes roseus
Lineage: Eukaryota; Fungi; Basidiomycota; Agaricomycetes; Polyporales; Fomitopsidaceae
Product: chaperonin 10-like protein
Exons: 5
Coding region: 1-1038 (345 amino acids)
Molecular function (GO): oxidoreductase activity, acting on NAD(P)H
Source: RefSeq, a predicted model, not a curated record